This is a messenger RNA of Durio zibethinus, 1575 nucleotides long. Its product is annotated as triose phosphate/phosphate translocator, chloroplastic-like. Gene Ontology annotation, biological process: transmembrane transport. Lineage: Eukaryota; Viridiplantae; Streptophyta; Magnoliopsida; Malvales; Malvaceae. Gene Ontology annotation, cellular component: membrane. Gene Ontology annotation, molecular function: transmembrane transporter activity. The record is from RefSeq and is a predicted model, not a curated record.
CAUAAUUAUUAGUAUAGAAAGUAAAAAUAAUGAAGCUACGUCUCUUACUCUGUUUUCUUCGCUUCCUGUAGCUUUUAGCCUAUUGGUUUCAACGUCCGAACGUCUUUGUCUCUCUUUAUACUACAAUAAUAACACUUUUUUUCAAUACCCUUUUAUCCAUAGUUGUUUUUUGAUCUGUUUUCUUUUGCUUUUUGAAUUCACAAUGGCUUCAACAACUAACCCCGUUCACUCUUUGAUCACAAAUUCUCGGUUUUCUUCUCUAUACUUGUCGACAAACAAAGUUUUGCCUAGUUGUCUUUUACUCAGGACACGAUCAUCACGUUCUGCAACAGCCUCAUGUCUGGCGUUUUCAUCUUUGCGGGGCAAAAAGAAACCUUCAGUUCCUGUUGGAAUGGUCUAUGCCAAGCCGUUGACAUUUACUGGUUGGAAUCAAACCAUGAGGCGGAGGAGCCAAGUUGAGUUCCCAGUCGCUUCAGCUGCUGCUGCGGAUUCUGAUGGCCGUGAAAUUGAGAUUUCUGAAGGGUAUGCAAAGCCUUCAAAGAGCUUUGCAGAGAGAUUUCCUGCUCUUGUCACUGGUUUCUUCUUCUUUAUGUGGUAUUUCUUAAAUGUAAUUUUCAACAUUCUCAACAAGAAGGUCUACAAUUAUUUCCCAUAUCCAUAUUUUGUUUCAGUAAUACAUCUGCUAGUUGGCGUGGGUUAUUGUCUUGUGUCUUGGUCUGUUGGCCUGCCUAAAAGAGCACCAAUUGAUAAGGAGCUGUUGGGGCUACUGACUCCUGUUGCUUUCUGCCAUGCCCUUGGACAUGUCAUGUCCAAUGUAUCAUUUGCAGCUGUUGCUGUGUCCUUCACUCACACUAUUAAAGCCCUGGAGCCAUUCUUUAAUGCUGCAGCUUCUCAGUUUGUUUUGGGCCACCAGAUUCCUCUAUCCCUAUGGCUUUCAUUAGCUCCUGUCGUUAUUGGUGUUUCUAUGGCCUCACUUACUGAACUUUCUUUCAAUUGGACUGGUUUCAUCAGUGCAAUGAUUUCGAACAUCGCAUUUACUUACAGAAGCAUAUAUUCAAAGAAAGCAAUGACAGGGAUGGAUAGCACAAAUGUUUAUGCAUAUAUUUCUAUAAUUGCCCUCUUCUUCUGUCUCCCACCAGCAAUUUUGAUUGAGGGCCCUCAGCUGAUGCAACAUGGUCUCAGAGAUGCCAUUGCCAAAGUUGGCUUAGUCAAAUUCUUGUCGGACUUGUUUUGGAUUGGAAUGUUUUAUCAUCUCUACAAUCAGGUUGCUACAAAUACCUUGGAACGGGUUGCACCCCUUACACAUGCAGUCGGAAACGUGUUGAAGAGAGUUUUUGUUAUCGGCUUCUCUAUCGUGGUAUUUGGCAAUAAGAUCUCCACCCAAACUGGGAUUGGUACUGCAAUAGCAAUUGCAGGAGUUGCCGUUUACUCACUCAUAAAGGCAAACAUGGAAGAACAAAAAAGAAAGGCUGCUGUAAGCCCUGCAUCCUAAGGAAGCUGUAGAAGGCUGCUUACAAACUUGUUGAAGAUGGGUGCUCUGGAAAACACAUUUGGGAAUGGGAAAGAAUAAGACCC